AAGGACGCGGAAAUACGUAAUCAAGCAGGAAGUGAGUGUCAGAGGAAAGUAUGGCGGCGCGCUGUUUUCUGAGGUCCGUUCAGAGCGAUCUCAGCAGCAAGGGUUUGCUUCAGAGGACACUAGGUUUGUCACAGCUCACGUUUCUGGGAAGUGCGCCGUGUCGCGGACUUAGACAGGUGGUGGAGAAGAAAGAUGGCAAAACGACAGUUAUAGAGGGUGUUAUAGAGCCUACAUCUGAGCGACCACAGCCUCCCAACCCCACAGCUUCCUGUCCCAUCUACAGAUGGAACCUACAAAACAAGUACAACUACACCGACGUGCUGUUACUCAGUCAGUUCAUUCGUUCAGAUGGCGGGAUGCUCCCCCAGCGCAUUACAGGCCUCUGUGCUCAGGAACAUACCAAGAUAGCAAUUUGUGUACAGAUGGCCCAUCGUGCUGGUCUCCUACCAGAUCAUAAACCCCCCUUACCUGUAGGCCAUGUACCAAAACCUAAAUCCAACCCACCUCUCAACCGGUAUCUGACACGUUACUCUGUGAAUUCUGUGAAGCCCAUCUACAAGACAGGGCUGAAGUGGUGUAAGAAGAGAAUGAGUGUAGGACAUUCUGCCCUGAAAAACAACGUCAGAUACAGCCCCAAACCACUGUACAUAAAGCACUGAUGGACACAGCUGUUUACCCAAUCUAAAGAGAGACUUUCAUGGGACAGAGAGGAUCUAUGACAAAGAAUUUGCACCUUUGCGUGGUGCCUCUGGCACAAAGAGACUGUGAGAGAACCGGUGUGCACUGAAACAUCAAGAUGCAAAUUCAGAGAUCGCUGUAAUGUAUCACUAGAGCUGUAUGUACAGCCCUCUGAUUUGGCUUUCCACCAUGUGAUUUGAAGAAAUGUUAAAUUAUAUUAUUGCAAAGGGAGAUUUUCAAAUAAAAUGUUUACCUCACUUGCAGAGGUUUCUAA
Molecule: messenger RNA, 952 nt
Organism: Cyprinus carpio (common carp)
Lineage: Eukaryota; Metazoa; Chordata; Actinopteri; Cypriniformes; Cyprinidae
Product: large ribosomal subunit protein mL66-like
Biological process (GO): mitochondrial translation
Cellular component (GO): mitochondrial small ribosomal subunit; ribosome
Molecular function (GO): structural constituent of ribosome; small ribosomal subunit rRNA binding
Source: RefSeq, a predicted model, not a curated record